GCGCACGUAACUCAUGCCGAGCGUGCGCGAGCGCAUGGCGUUCCUCGUGCCCCGCUGUGCCCUCGUUCUUCCACAUUGGAAUGGCGACGUGGCGGCAGGUUCCUAAAACCAAAAAACCCUCCUCUCUUCAACUUCGUCUGGUUCUAACUAAUGUGGACGAAAGGGAAGAGAUACGGCGAUGAUUCCGGCGCGGGACACUCGGAACCGCCGGCAAAGUUCACCAAACUCGACUCCGACGAUGGAAGCGGCGAUAUCGUCGUCUGCGAGCUGUCGAAGGGCCGGAGGGUUACUGUGAGGAAUUGGCAGGGAAAAGUUGUGGUGGAUAUCAGGGAGUUUUACAUCAAGGACGGGAAGGAACUCCCAGGAAAGAAAG
This is a messenger RNA of Phalaenopsis equestris, 373 nucleotides long. Its product is annotated as RNA polymerase II transcriptional coactivator KIWI-like. Gene Ontology annotation, molecular function: DNA binding; transcription coactivator activity. Gene Ontology annotation, biological process: positive regulation of transcription initiation by RNA polymerase II. Gene Ontology annotation, cellular component: transcription regulator complex; nucleus. The record is from RefSeq and is a predicted model, not a curated record. NCBI's taxonomy places the organism in Eukaryota, Viridiplantae, Streptophyta, Magnoliopsida, Asparagales, Orchidaceae.